Molecule: messenger RNA, 1527 nt
Organism: Cyclocybe aegerita
Lineage: Eukaryota; Fungi; Basidiomycota; Agaricomycetes; Agaricales; Hemipholiotaceae
Source: the annotation of a GenBank genome assembly
AUGACUUCACGAUGGGUCAUGGUCGACGAUGCGGACCCCAUCGUCCAGUACGGCUCCGGAUGGACUGCCCACUCGAAUGUUCAGGACAACCCCGGAAACUGGGGACCACCCUUCGAUGGGACGGAGCACACAACUGAUACGAAUACGACCGUGUCGUUAACAUUCACUGGAACGUCGAUUAUCGUUCUGGGCAAGCUAGACGGAAACAACGCGACUGGACUGCCGGAUCCCUACUGGGACUGCAUCCUCGACGGAGAGGACAUUCCGAGAAGCGGAUAUUCAACCAGCUUCACCGGCCACUGGAUCUUCUGCAACAGGCAAAACAUCCCUGAUGGUCAGCAUACAUUCACUCUAACCACCAGCACCACCGGAGCUCGGACGAUUUCAGUGGACCAGUUCCAGUACCUGGCCUCUUCGACCAUUAACAUCGACAAUGCGAAGGUUCAGAUCGAUACCGACUCUGUGAGGUAUAGUCCUGGUUGGCAGAGUGACAGCAGGUAUAGUCAUACCUACCAGACAGGAGCGAGCGCGGUCCUCGACUUUGUUGGCGUCUCAUUGCAGUGGUACGGUUUCGUACCGAAUGCCCCCACGGCCAAUGGACCAUCAACAGCAGGGUACAAGAUAGACGGCGGAGAGGAAGUUAACUUCACCCUACCUGGGAUUCCAGCUGGCAGUCCCGCCGGAGGGUUCAGCAACGUCCUAAUAUUCGAAACUUCUAGAUUAUCUCCUGGCCGCCACCAGCUCGAGGUUACGCACUACGGAAGCAGCACCUCGACUCCACUGUCGGUCGAUUACAUCUUCAUACAAAAUGCCACCAUCCCGUCGGGUUCGAGUACCUCUUCCACCUCUCCCUCGUCGGGCACAGCAUCAGGGUCAGUCAUUCCUGGUUCUUCGUCAACGACGACCCGCUCAACUUCUGGUUCCAGUACCACCACCUCCACUGGCACCGGCCUCCCAAUCAACAACGGUGCGGAGUCUGAGAAAUCCACCCCUGUCGGCGCAAUCAUCGGAGGUGUCAUCGGCGGAAUUGCCCUCCUCGUCCUCAUCGGCAUCUUCCUACUACUCCUCCGGCGCAGACGACGACAUGGCGGUCCCAUCGUCGACAAAUCCAUCGACGGCUACAUUCCACCAGAGAUGAUCGACCUCACCCGCCCAACUCCUUACGUGCAAGACGGACGCGACCCGUCGACCACGUAUAGCCCGUAUUCGCAGGAUGGGCAGGUGAGCCCCCACAGUCGGCAGGGGUCACAGCAGGCGCUGGCGCAGGGAUAUUCGCAGGUACAGCUGUUGAACCAUUCGCAAUCGAAGGUGGGGCUGGUGCAGCAGGGUUACAAUCCAUAUUCGCCGACGCCGACUUCACCUCUCGCAUCCCCUGCUGCGACGACCUCUAACGCCGCAUCGUCCAGUUCGCGGCCUGACUCUGGAGAACUACCUCCACCUCAGUAUUCGGACAUUGCACCUCUUCGUGGGCCUCCUACGCCUCCUACAACUGUUCCAACUCCGAAGGGGACGGUUCUCGCUCCUUAA